CGUCAGAUUGUGUGAGUCGGGGCUGGGCUGGGAAACGGGAGCAGCUGGAAAAAACAUGUAACGGUGCGAGGUACGCUGCACCUCCUCACGACAUUCCAUACUGAGACCCAGUCACCUAAAGAGACCAACUCCCAUCCAUCAUAUUGGGACUGUUUCGGGUGGAGGGGAAGGCCUAAUCCCUCACCUUCAUUAGGCCCCCCAGCCAUGGACAAACAAGGAGCUGUGAAUACACCAGCCAAAGCCAGCGGGCUAAAGCCCCCCAGUAAAAUAGUCCGUCCCUCUGGGGUUCCAGCACGGACGUCACCAUCAUCUGGUACCUCAAAGCCAGUUCCUCCUGAGAAGUCCUCUGUCAGCGUCACCUCCCCAGUCCAAGAUGGAAACACAGACUUUAAGAUUGGAGAGCGGGUCUGGGUCAAUGGCAACAAGCCUGGCUAUGUGCACUUUGUUGGAGGCACGCAGUUUGCUCCCGGCCAGUGGGCGGGCAUCGUGCUGGACGAGCCGAUCGGGAAAAACGAUGGCUCGGUGGCUGGGGUUCGGUACUUCCAGUGUGAGGAUGGGCGGGGGAUAUUCACGCGGCCUUCAAAGCUAUCCAAGACUGCGUUGCCAGAGAAGGAGACGAAUGGGGGCCAGGCCAGCCCAGCACAAGGAGUCUCAGCAGCAAGUGAGACUACACCUGCGGGCACUGCUUCAGCUGCUCCAGGCACCGGCAUAAAGACGGGUGGAGCACUUAACCGAAUGCUGACAUCCAGCGAGUCAGUGUCCAACCUCUCAGACCCAGAUUCCAUGAAGAAGAACAGAAGGGAGCUAAGGCUGGGAGACCGAGUGCUAGUUGGUGGUACCAAAGCAGGAGUGGUGAGGUUUCUUGGAGAGACAGACUUUGCUAAGGGCGAGUGGUGUGGAUUUGAACUAGAUGAACCUUUGGGUAAGAACGAUGGCGCCGUCGCUGGAACCAGGUACUUCCAGUGCAUGCCCAGGUAUGGCCUGUUUGCUCCAGUUCAUAAGGUGACCCGAAUUGGUUUCCCCUGUACCACCCCGACCAAGGGAAAGAGUUCACAGAGGAGGUCCCUUCUCAAGAGAAGCCCCAGUGCUUCCUCCAUCAGCUCCCUCAGCUCUGCCACCUCCUCAGUCAGUGGCAAACCUAGCCGAGCAGGACUGCUGACAGAGACGUCUGCUCGGUACGCACGUAAGAUUUCAGGCACCACAGCCCUGCAGGAGGCACUGAAAGAGAAGCAGCAGCACAUCGAGCAGCUGCUGGCAGAGAGGGACCUGGAGAGGUGCGAGGUUGCAAAAGCAACCAGCCAUGCAGGAGAGGUGCAGCAGGAGCUGGCUGUGCUGAGGAAAUGCCGGGAUCAGUAUGCACUGGAGAUGGAGGCCAAGCUGGAUCAGUUGCGGUCGAUGGUGGAAGCAGCAGAUAGAGACAAAGUGGAGCUAGUGAACCAGCUAGAGGAGGAGAAAAGGAAAGUGGAGGAUCUGCAGUUUCGAGUAGAAGAGGCAUGUAUCACCAAGGGAGACCUCGAGACGCAGACCAGGCUGGAGCAUGCCCACAUAAAGGAGCUUGAGCAGAGCCUGCUCUUUGAAAAGACCAAAGCUGAAAAACUCCAGAGGGAUUUAGAGGACACUAGGGUGGCCACGGUGUCCGAGCGCUCCAGGAUCAUGGAGCUGGAGAGGGAGGUGGCAGAUCUCCAGCUCAGGCUCCGGGCGUCCCAGCAGAAGGAGGAUGCUGCGUCUCUGUCACAGCAACAGAUCAGCAGCCUCAAGGCACAGGCUCAGUCUCAGGAGAAAAAGAUCAGUGAGCUGAGUGUCGACCUGGAGAGCAAACAGAAAGAGCUUCAGUCUGUGCAGCAGGAUAAGACCUCUUUGGAACAACAGCUAACCAGCCUGAGAGAAAAGCUAAAGACAGCUGAAGAGGAGAACAGGAAGGCCACAAAGACCAUGCAAGAACUGGAACAGAGUGUGGAGCACUCAAAGAAAGAAUACCAGACUCUGAAAGAGGAGACUCAGUGCAGAGAGAAAGAGCUGAGAGCCCAGCUGACACAGGCCGCAGAGAAGUCAGAGAGGACGACCCUUGCACUGGAGCAGUUGACCCUUGAGAAUAGGACACUGGAGACACAGCUUGAGGCGUUGAAACAGCAGAACUCCAAAUACCAGGAAGAGCUCAGUCUGUCAAAAGAGCGGAGCAGCUCCGAAAACCAGCGCAUUGGAGUCCUCUGCAAGGAAAUUGAGGAGCUGAAGCUGGCCUCCCACAAGUCUCAGCAUCUUGAUGAGCACAGUGAGGAUUACAGCAGUCAACAACCAGACAUGAAGACCAGAGAAACUAUCUCUAAUCAGGAAACAGAGGGGGAUACAAACUUCCAGAAAUCCACUGGAGCCUUAAUCUCAGAGAAGGACCGGGAAUUGGAAACACUGAGGAAUGAGAUCGCGGUGCUGCGAGGAGAAAACGCGAUGGCCAAGACCCUGCAGUCAGCUGUGGAGACACUAGAGAGAGACAAAGCUCAGCUGCAAAGUCGUGUUCACAGUCUAGAGCAAAGGCUUGUAGGAGCACAAGCAUCAGAGGGAGGAGACAAGGAACUUCCACCCUCUGGUGAUGCAGUUCUGGACCAGUUAAGGGAAGAGAAGGAGUUUGCAGAGGGACAGAUCAACUUCCUGAACAGUGUGAUUGUGGACCUGCAGAGGAAGAACGAGGAGCUGAAGAUCAAAUUGAAGAAGCUCGCUUUGUCUGAGUUCAAUGGUAACGAUGGGACUGAUGGGUUUGAUGAAGGCAUAUCAAAGCGAGAAAAGAAGGCGACCCCGCGUCUCUUCUGCGAUAUCUGCGACUGCUUUGACCUCCACGACACAGAGGACUGCCCCACUCAGGCCCAGAGCCCAGACUCUGUACCUCACACCACCUACCACGGCAACCCAGCCGUCGAAAGGCCCUACUGUGAUAUCUGCGAGGCCUUCGGACACGCCACGGAGUCCUGCAAUGAUGAUCAGACCUUCUAGAGGCUCCAGGUGUUUGAUUCUCCUUCCCCUUCAUCUUGCUUCCUCUAUAAACAUAUUUCAUCCUUUUCCUCUCCUGCUUCAAUUCCCACAGUCCGACCCAACAUGCCUGAAUAUAGCCACUGCAAAUUUUUCCAUAAUGUAUUUUUAUACUGUAUUUAUGCAUAUCACUAGCAGCCACUGUCCUGAUUUAAAUCCUUUACCCUGCAGCUCCAUCCUGUGAACAUAAACUUUUCUGACUUCUGUCAUGCAGAAUGCUCGUCCAAAUAUGCUGCUUUGGUGCAAUAUUGAUGUUUAUAACGAAAGGAAUCCGUCCUCUGCACUUGUCGUUUUUAACGUGUUGUUUUGCAUUUAAGUUUUUCUAAAUAUCUUAGGCUGUAUUUGUUGAUUGUCAACAAAGGGAAGCACAGUUUUUAAUGAAGGGAAGAUAAAGCACCGCUCCACAUCACAGAGCUCAGUGUGUGAGUGAUACUGCCAUUUCUGUUUUGUUUUUUUUAUGUUUUAAUAUUGUAUUUUAUAAAGUCCAUUUUUAGUAUAUCAACUUACAAAGGGGAUUAAGGCACAAUUUUACAAGGAAAGGUAAUAUUUUGGGGGAAAAAAAUUCGCAUUUUUAGCAAAAAAAAUAAAAUAAAAAUAAAGUCAUAAUAUUUUGGGGGAAAAGGCAGUGAAAAUAACAGAAAAAAAAAUCCAUGUACAUCUUCAUCAAUAUGUGGCGGAGGUACAGCGCCAUUUUUAAAUCACCUGUUAUUGAUCACAUGACCAAACCCAUAAGAAUAAUAUCCAAUCAGAACCACGUCUUAAGUCAAACAGUUGAUUAAUAAAUAAAGUCAUACAUUUUGCCCUGGAAUAAGUCUGAAAGGUUGGUGCUUCGAAAGACAAAAAUGGAAACUGAUGAUUAAAAACAAGGGAAAAAAAGAAAGAAUGACAAAUCUAAAUGCCAAAUAACAAAUAGAAAGGAAGAUAUUCAUGAUGUCUCAGGCAAUAUCUAACAAUAAAAAUCUUAAUGCAGUUAGUUAGGCAGAUAUCAAACUUACUUACCUAAUAAACCACAAUGUGUCACAUAUGAUAUCUACUAUAAAAAAAGUUAUUCAUCUAUGAUGCACCAUAUACAAUAUCAAGAGAACCCCUCAAUAAAAGGUCUUACUCUGCCAUCGGGUUGCUCCACCAUCAUCAAGUAUAAGAAAACCUUUAAGGAGGCACCUGCAUUAUUAGAUGCAGUAAAUGUGAUGAAUAUUAAAUGACCCACAGAAUAAGGUGCAGGAACCAUGGAAUAUUAUUACUAAGUUCUUAUACUUUUAACUAUCAUCCUUGGUAUGAUUCUUGAAAUACUGCAUCAUUGUAAAAAUGUUUACAUUUUAUAUUCUCAAAAUAUUACAACUUUUUCAAGAAAUAAUUUGGCUGUAUUUCAAAUCUUCUACAAACACCUUUCAUUAAAGCAUUUCUUAAAUAAUUUACUUUCAUAAUAUCACAUAUUUUAAGGCACAUUUUUCCUCAGACUAUUGCAAUUAUAUUAAAAUAUUAACAUUUUUUCUUAACUUUAUUCUCAUGUUAUGACCCCUGUUCUAAAAACAUGACCACUUUUAUCUUUAGGUGUUAUGACUCAUUUCUCAUAAUAUUUAAUAAGAUUUUUUCCUAAAUUUAUCACAGAUUUCUUAUUGAAUUAUUUCAGUUUAAUAUUCAAUAUAUUUUUGACUUAGUGUUUUAAAUAUUUUUCAGGACCCUAGUUGUAGUAAUAACCUAAAUACUUAAAAUGUAAAUAUUUUCUCACAUGGAUAUGGUUCAUUCUUGACUUUGGAAAUUGUAGUUUCCCCCCAAAAUAAUAAUAAUAAUAACAAUAAUAAUGAUUCCAGGUCCUUCUUUCAAAGCUUUUAACUCCCAUCUCAUGUGUUUAUUUGCGCACAUCCUUUUUUUUUUAGAAUGAAGUUUCUGUGCUUAACCAAACACCAUAACAAGGUCUGUUUAUUAACUGCUCUGGAGCUUUUCAUUAUAAUGUUCUUAUUUCUAUGAACCUCUUAAGGACCCCCCCCUUCCCGAGUUGGUUUAAAAAGGUUACGAAUUAAUGUUUGCCUACAACUUCAAAAGCUACAGAACACCUACUAAAUAGACCUCGUGGUUCGAUUUCUUUUGCCAGCAGCUUUUUUUCCAAGAUCACAAACAAAUACAUUUUGUCUAUUUAACUUCCCACAGGUUGAUGUCUUUGAAUGAUGCAGUGGAGGUUACUGAGGAUUUGUCGCAGUUAAUUAUGAAGUUGUUUUCUGUUAUUUAUUGUCUGGUCUUUUACUAGCCAGUGACAUCUGUACAGGGAAAUAAGCUAGCACUGAUUGAAGGUGUAUAGUCUGUACAAGGACUACUGUAGUAUGGGUGGGCUUUUGAAAUGCAUCUGCCUCCUUUUACAGGAACCUGCCCGGAUGAAGCUCCAGAAGCCUCUAAUUACUUAGCUUUGCACUGUCCACUUUAAAGUUUCAGCAAAUGUAUGUUUUCUUUACGAUUCUCAAGGUAUUUAAAAGUUAUUUAAUCGAGGAGGACGGUGCCGAUUAAUGAGCACUCUUUCAUACAGCCCUCUUUAAAGGUACUUUUUGUAAUUACCCUCUGCAGUAUUUAACAAAAACUUACAGCACCAAGGUCCAACGUUUGAUCAGUAGGUGUGCUGAAAAUGAGAAUGUGCUCUUAAUUACUUGCUUGGUUAAGUAUAGGUUACACUGGCUGCUUGUGUAGUUGAGCAGGCGACCAUUUGCAGAGGCCUGGGUUCGAGUCUGCCCCAGACUGUUUUCUGCGUGUCAUUCCCCUCACUCUCUCCCUGCUUUCCUGUCUACUCUCUGUACUGUACUAUCUAAUAAAGGCCGAUGACAAAUGCCAAAAAUAUAUCUUAAACAAAUAUACAUAUCUGUAGGUUACACUGACUCACUGCACCAUCUUGUUGUACAAAUUGGUAGUACACAAAGUAUAGCCCAGCCCUAGUUCAACUUUAGUUUUCUCUUCAACAGAAUGCACAGAUGUUUUAGAAAUAAAGUCACAACAAUCGUUUCUUUGCAUUUUCUUUUGUGAAGAACGAUUUUGAAAAGGAAUUUACAACAAGUACCUUUAAAACUACAGUUUGACAUUUUAGUAAUUGCGCUUUUUUGCUUUGAAAGUUGGAUGGCACUGUCUGCUGAAGUCUACUCAACUCAAUCACAAGUAGAAGCAUUCAUCAAGUCAACUGUACUUUGUCAACUGAGAAUAAACAAAUGAAAAUACACCAUUUUUUUUAAAGUCACUUUACGAAAGUAAACUUCCAACACGCUUGCAUCUAGAGAUUUGGCACAUGAAUAAAAAACAUUCACUGUGAGCAUGUUUACCAGAGGGCAUGUGUAACUCCUGUAUAACCUGUUUUUUUAGAACUCUUUUUCCGAAUUAAAAAAAAUGAUUUUUGUUAAAAACACUAUGCCAGAAGUAACAACAACUGGAGUUAUUUGUUUAGAAUGCACUGAAGAGUAAAAAAGGAAGUGGCAAGUUUAAAAAAAAUGGUCCAGUCAUUCUGUAAUCCACAGCCUCAAAAUACAUCAUAAAAGCACAUGUUGACACAUAUGGACAUUGAAGUAAUCCUGUCAUAUAGUGAAUAUUGUGACUCUAAGCACAAUAAACCAAGGAACAGCAGUGACAGGGUCACAGUGAGGUGGAUUUCUGUGCAUUUCUAAUGUACAGCUUACUGUGUGCUCAGCUUAAAGCUACAUCAGGUUAGCUUAGCACAUAUUCGAGAAACACUAGUGUCAUUAUAAACAAUCCUUCAUAAAGAAACAAAUUGCCUCUUUUUUUUUUUCUUUUUCAAACAUUUUUUGUACUAUUUAAAGAAACAUGAUAAUAUAAGUGACUGUUUGGGAACUUUAGAGGUGCUACUAUAAGAAUGUUAGUCGUUACCUUUCUGUUUGAAGUCCUUGCUAAGCUAACCAGCUGCCGGCUUUAUCCUGUAGGUCAGAAAGCGACUGAGUGAAUUACCUGAAUUGCCAAACCAUUUCUUUAAAUUAUCCCUGUGUAGCAACUUGUAUUUGACUUCUCUUGUACUAAAGCACAAUUUUGGAUCAUAUUGAAUCUUCCAGUGUAACAAUGUAUAAUAAUACAUGAAGUGACUAACCACUGACCCUAGUCUUUGUAAAUACUAAUCAGAAGUUUCCUUCUGCUAAAUGUGUACACAGUGCCAUGGAAGAAAACAUAGCUUUUAUGUGUACAUCUUAUUUUUUUGUCCUAUUGAUAAGGCUGACAUUGUAUAAGGAGGUUUUCACUCAAGGGGAAACAAUAUUUGUAUAGACUUUAAAACGUUGUUAUAAGUGAUGAGUCUAAUUAUUAGUGUAAUGUUUUAUAUGUAACAAUUUCAGGCACCAUCUCUAAAUGGUUUCAAACCGUUUUACAGAUGUAGAUGUGGUGGACAAUGUCACUGUUUUCUAUGUGCUGUAUACUCCUGAAC
Messenger RNA from Archocentrus centrarchus (flier cichlid), 7417 nucleotides. It is a transcript of the gene clip1b, whose product is annotated as CAP-GLY domain containing linker protein 1b. NCBI's taxonomy places the organism in Eukaryota, Metazoa, Chordata, Actinopteri, Cichliformes, Cichlidae. The record is from RefSeq and is a predicted model, not a curated record. Gene Ontology annotation, biological process: positive regulation of microtubule polymerization; cytoplasmic microtubule organization. Gene Ontology annotation, molecular function: microtubule plus-end binding. Bases 205 to 2982 code for a protein of 925 amino acids. Gene Ontology annotation, cellular component: cell cortex; nucleus; microtubule plus-end. The transcript has 23 exons.